ACCAUGUAUGGCGAUAUUGAAAGAACUUGGUACAAUCCGUGGCAAUGGAUGAUAAAGCCAUUACCGACUUACACGGACUUCUUGUAUAGCAAUCCAAAAUAUACAAAUCCCAUUUAUACGCGAUUUAUCCAUACGAUUCCUAUCUACGCUAACCCAAUUUUUAGCCACUUCUGUCAUAAAGAUUCCAUCUACACCAGUUUUAAGAAUACUGAAUCAAAAUAUUUAAAUUAUAUCGGCGUUAAGGCGUUAUGGGAUCAGGAUGACCCCAUGUAUACUGAUCCUGUAGAGACUAAACCUACUAAUUCUGGACCAAUUUACACUAAUGCUUUGUAUAAACAUCCCAUGAAUACUAUGAGUGUGUACACCACUCCGGUGCAUGUUACGGCUAUGCACGCUACGCCAAUGCAAGCCACGCGCAUCCAUCCUAAGCCCAUACUUGUUAGAAACAUUCCAUGUGUAAGGCUCAGGAAAAUCGAAGAACCAGUUGUACAACAACACAAGACUCAGGUGAACGGCGGUUCAAGAUGGCUGUGUCCUGGUGACGUUCUUACCCUCCGCAUAAAUAGAUUCAUAAGACGCAUGAACGAACCUCUGGUAUUAGGUUAUACUGACCAAAUAGACGAUUACCAACGAGCGUUUAUCAGAACAAUCGAUACUCAUUUUGAUGAAAAGGGUAAUCUUUUGACGGACGAGUUUAGGGCUACUGAAGCUCUUCUUGUUGGGAUUGGAGUACGUGAAAAGCCGUCCAAUUGCGGUGUGUGUCGACGGAUUUGCUCGACGGUCUGUAGCACAUGCCGUGUUGCGUACUUCUGCUCGGCAAGCUGCAUCCGCUACUUGGCUGCCCUCCAUGUACAUGAGUGUUCCAGCAUGAGAAACUACCGCAUUCAAUUUUAUAUGGAACAAGAGAGGCUGCGACGGCGUCUGCGCGCCUAAUUUGCAGACGUUGCCAAAAUCCAUCAUCUACCGAGUAACAUGUACAUAACCUGCCUCGUCACAUGGCCGUUGCCGUACAAAACGAAAUUCC
Molecule: messenger RNA, 1024 nt
Organism: Spodoptera litura
Lineage: Eukaryota; Metazoa; Arthropoda; Insecta; Lepidoptera; Noctuidae
Source: RefSeq, a predicted model, not a curated record